GGUUGCAGGAAAAAGAAAUUUGUUCCUUUGCUAAUGCAGAAAUUGCUGAAUUGUUUGGUCGCGGUACUUAUACUAGCACCGUUGGUGAUGUUAUCAGUGAAAGCGGAAAGUGGCUUGCAAUAAAUAAAGACAAUCAUGCUGCUCAACUUCGCAAGAAUCGAUAA
This is a messenger RNA of Paraglomus brasilianum, 164 nucleotides long. Lineage: Eukaryota; Fungi; Glomeromycota; Glomeromycetes; Paraglomerales; Paraglomeraceae. The record is from the annotation of a GenBank genome assembly.